AUGCAGGCGGCGAGAAAUUUGGAGAAAAGAUUCUCAUUAGACAGCAUAUCUUCACGUAUUAUCGCACGCCAUUGGGACCAGGAACAACUAGAUCAACUAGACCAACAGCAGCAAAACGAACCACCGUUUGAUACAUCGCAACCGACACAGUCACAUCUCAAAUACCAAAGGCCAAGGCCGAGGCAAAGGCAAAGGAGGACCCAAGAUCUUGGUCAAUCCUUAAGGGACCAAAAUCAGGACCCCAGCCAUAUCUUGACCCAUAUCCUGGAUCAGAAUAGCCCCGAGUCCAGCCAACAACAAGAACAACAAGAAACUCAGAACAGUUUGAGCCGUAAUUACAACUGUCACUGCACCAACUCUCCUUGUGAUUGCUUUGUGCUUCUGACAAAGAAAAUAGAUAUGCUACAGAAAGAUCUAAACGUAGCUGUAGAGGUGGGGCAAGCCUUAUUAAAGACACAUGAGGACUAUGUGGCAGAAUCCCAAGCAGAGGCUGCUCAAAUGGAAGAGUCUAUCAACUCGAUGACCUUAAACUUGCAGUCGGUCAUGAGAGAAAAUGAUAAACUACUGGUUAAUAAUUCCGAGUUGAUCAGUCAAUUGCAUGAGAAUUCAAAGGCUCUGCAAGAGUCAGAUUCCAAAAUUGAGAAGCUGUCACAUGAACUGAACUCGUCAAAAGAUCGAAUCAUACGACUAAAUACAUUUAUGCUUCAAGCCAAAGAGCUAGAAGCUCAGAUAAGUUCGCUGGAGAUGAUUCGCCAGGGAUUACAGGAUGACCUGCAACAAACAGAGAGAGAGAAGCAGCUUGCCGAACUCAAGUGGAGAAAAGCUGAGCGUUUACUUGAGAAACUGACUGACCAAUAUGAAAAACUCGAAGAAGAAUCUGUCCAGAGCCAGAAACCUACUGCAUCAAGACUAGCUUUUCUUAAUGAUCAGUCUAUCAAAAAGACCAUUAGUGAUUUACAGAAGAAUGUGCUUGGUGCCAAUGAACGGGCCAAUAUCCCAGCUACGUCCACUCCAGUUAAGUACAAACAUGAGACCUGGUCAGCCAACACCAGCUCUCAACAGCCUCAGUUCCCUAUGCUGAUAUCACCACCAUCAAGUGGUAAACGGGGUAGAUCUCACUUGCGAAAUAGCUCCAAGAGUACACUGAAUGGCCAGCCACUGGGGCCAUUAUAUGAAGACGAGUCAUUUCGCGAGUUUUUUGGUGAUGAGUCUGCUGACAGCAGCUUUCCUUACUACUCGAGCAAUCAACACGAUAUCAAACGAGAGUAUGUUCUCAGUUCACCUCUUCAUAGUAGACAGAACAGUUGCCUUGCAAACGAAUACCGUACCGCAUCUGACAACUAUGGCAGUGCUAGCGGCAAAGAUUCUCCUCUCGACUCCUCGAGUCAUGAACCAAUAAGAAAUACGGUUGAGUUCAAUAAUGGUCUACCUACUCCUAACGAUACUCUGGAACACGAAAUAGAUCUCCCAGAGACUCAGACAUCGUCAGAUGAUAUUAAUCAUGAAGAACGUAUGGACGAGUCCAUUAAUCAGGAUAGCGAUAGAAGCGUCACAUCUAAUACCGAAUCAGUAGAAUCAACACCAGCAGGACCAUCCAGCCCUACUGAUUCGAUCAAGUCAUCUGCAAGCACUGCCACAAGUAUACCUUCGAGCGCCUUGACACCCAUAAGUCCUAGAUACGAGCCAAUGCUACGCAGAGCAGCGUCUCAUGAAAGCAUAUUCUCUGUUUUUGUUGAAACUCACCUUCAUAAUGGACACAGUCGUAAUUCAAGCACCACAACAGCAGCAAUUGACCUAUCACCAGCACUAGGACCGUUCAGUCACAAGGGUCUACCGUCGUUUUAUAGUCAGCGCACUGGAGUUGCGUUGGCAGAGAUAUCUACUGAAAUGUCACUAGCACCUCCAUCGAAACUACUCAACCCAGAAUAUUCUAAUUCACAGCGAAGCAGACAAUUGCUCUUCGCAGCCAUUUCAAAUAAUACAAAGCAAGCUGUUAAGAUACCAGCCCGACGCAAUUCUAUAGAAUCAUCAACAACCUCGGACUUAUCGGGUUCAUCUGACCAAGACCGCCCAUCCUCAUCGUGGGCAUCUCUUUUCUCGCGACUGAGAAACCCCACAUCCACGACAAAUACGACCCCAACUUCUACACCCCGUUCUCCCGCAGACACACUAAUAGCCAAGAUUCUCGCCGACCCUAUCCAGACCCACGUCCUAGCUUCACCCAGCGAUGUUUCCGAGGCGAUGAACUCAACAAUCUUAUAA
This is a messenger RNA of Sugiyamaella lignohabitans, 2262 nucleotides long. RefSeq lists its product as uncharacterized. NCBI's taxonomy places the organism in Eukaryota, Fungi, Ascomycota, Dipodascomycetes, Dipodascales, Trichomonascaceae. The transcript has a single exon. Bases 1 to 2262 code for a protein of 753 amino acids. The record is from RefSeq and is a predicted model, not a curated record.